CUCAACAUGGCGGACACAGGGGGAACUCGUCGAGAUGUUUCGACCGGUUCUACUCCCCAAAGACCUGUUCCCAUGAAAUUGUUUGCCACUUGGGAAGUCGAGAGAACGUCGCCAAAUUGUGUACCGCGGUUGUGUACAAUGACCUUGACUCGACUGGAGCUGUUGAAACCCUUAGAGCCAAGUCUGACUGAAGUUAUCAUUUCAGUCUCAAUGCAGAGCUCCCGCAGAACACUAAGGUCCAAUGAGAUAGUUCUUCCAUCCUCUGGUUUGAUUGACACCGAUUUGGAUCUAUCCUUUUCUCUGCAGUAUCCACACUUUUUGAAGAGAGCUGGUAACAAUCUUCAAGUUAUGCUUCAACGACGAAAGAAGUACAAGAAUCGCACAAUUCUUGGCUUUAAAACACUAGCUGUGGGCCUUGUUAACAUGGGACAGGUUCUCCAACAUUCCGUGGACAAUCAACUAAAGUUGUACAUGAAAGGAAGUCUUGUUCCCGUGGCCCAGGUUACUGUUAAUUCCCUAACCAGUCAACCAGUUGAAACAGAUGGAAACCGACUAACUGGAUCGUUAGUUAGAGGUGAUGGUGAUGACAAUUCUAGUGAUGAUGAUGAUGACUUCUCACUGUCUGACCAGGAAGGAAGUGAUAGUGGUGGAGAUGCUGCUAUUUUAGAUGUGGAACAGAGACAAGGCGGGAAAAUAAGACAUGGAAAAAUAACUAUUCCUGCAAAGCACCAAAAGAAUUUUAAACAAAAGUUUAUAGCACUCUUAAAGAAGUUUAAAGUUCCAGAAGAAGAAUUUGAAAGUGAAAUGGGAACAUACCCAGAUAUUGACAUCAGUCCUCCAGAAAAUGAAACUGCUGAUGAUUUCCUUUUUCCUGACGAUCUGGAGGACUUGGACAGUGAUGCAGAAAAUGACUUUCUUGAAGACACCAUUAGCAUUGUGUCAACACCUAAACCAUCUUUAAGACCUUACUUUGAUCCCAGAAGUUCAACUGAAAAUGUGCCAAGUCAUUCUUUGAGUGAUCAAGGAAACAUUCACUGUCCACAAUUCUCUAUUCAAGUGGAAGGAGAAGACUUGCAGCCAGAUUAUGAAAUGGAUGUGAGUCCCCACUCUGAUGGAGAUAACCUGUCAGACAUCACAAACUCAUCUGACCCCUUAUCAGGGUCUGGCGGUGUUGAUGACACACCCUCAGUACGGCGCAGUGUGUCAUUCAAGGAAAGAAGAAAAACAGAAGAGCCAGACACCUUAACAAAAAGGAGAAAUAGUGAUAUUGACCUGCAGCUACCCAGAGGCACCUUGAAUGAACAACUUAGCAAUGUACUGUCAGGAGAUACUGCCAUUCCUGAAUGCAUUCUGUUGAUCAGUACUUCUGAGUGGCAGGGCCAGCUUUUGGCAUUGAAGCUCUGUGGGAAAGCUGUGAAGAUGGUCUGUACAAGAUCCAGUGCUGAUGUGCAGGCUGUUUUUCUAGCCAUCAUCAAUAGAUACCAGAAAUUUAUUAAUACUCAUUCAGCUUCCCCGCCUCAGCUGGGUGUGGCCAUUGCAGGCACAGAGUCGUAUCUUAGUGCUGUUGUUCAGCCGUAUGUGGAACACUUUUCAUCCAAGCCACCAGACUGGCAGACCUUCCUUCGGUUUCUCCUUAUUCCUCUUGAUGGUCAACCGCUGGCUAGGCACAUUGGAGGACUAGAUGCACGGUACCACUCACUUUUUAUGGAUAACUUUUGGAAAGAGGCUUUUGAGCAUUCAGACACUGAUAUUGAUUUCGAGGAAGUGAGCAGGCGAGUAGAAAAUUUGAUGUCAACAGCUACAACCACGCACAACUUACCGAUUGCUGAGGCUCUUGUGAAUACAAAACCAAAGGGAUCAGAGGAAGGAUCUUCCCAAGUGUUUUUGCCUUUUGUUUGUGAUGUUAAGAUUGGAUCGGCUGACAUAUACCAAGCAGACGAGGAACCUGUUGCGACAAGUGGAAUACCAACGAGCAUUGGAGCUAAAAGUACAGGGGCUGUCUCCAGGGCUGAAAGUCAAGCUCCUGUUCCGGGAUCUUCGCAAACGCCUCCAUUCUCAACCUCUCCUUUAAGUGGACUUCAGGACAGCAGUGGAGGGAGCCUGUGCUCAAGUGAACAGAUGGAUCUUCAAGUAGACUAUUGGCUUGCGGCAGGGAAUAAAAAAGAUAUCAACAAAUCCUCGCUUAAAACAACUUUCAAAACGCUGGUGGUCACAAGACUUUCAACUCCUGAGGAAUCAUCUGCACUUUCAGUAAUGGCCGUCACCAAGGAACGCAAUAAAAGAGGACUUGAGGCAAUGAUGCGCUCCAUGAAAAAAUCAAAAGAGAAAGACACUGAUUCCAAGAACCAGCCAGUGAUGGUGAAUGUAUCCAAACUGAUCUGCACCACUAAAGGACAAAGCAGCACAUUAAAUGUUGUAAUUGACGGUGUGACGUGGACGGGGGUCAAGUUCUUUUCACUGUCAUCUCAGUGGCCUACUCAUAUUAAAAACUUUCCCAUCGGCCUGUUCGGCCGAACUGAGACCACUUGUUAACUCCGCUUUCCAACUCAAAACGACUGGAGUUUUCUUAUGCACAUGGAUUGUGCAUAGAUAAAGAUUGUGAAGGAAACAGAAGAUAUUGAAAACAUCUUCCUAUUAAAGUUAAGAAGAUUCACCAACAUCUCAGCUAGUAAUGCUUUCGAAAACGCUCUUCGUGAGGCGUCAUGUUUAGGUUAGCAAGAAGUUUUAUUGACCUUUAUUUUGUGGCAGAGUUAUAUUAGGGAUGAAAGAAAAUUCGUUAAAUCUGUCAAAAAGAGAGAAAAGUGAUAUUUGAAGUUAGAUUAUACAAAGCAACAAUAGAAAAGAACAUUUAGCAGUAAUAUUACCUGAAAUGUAUAAACUUUCAAAACGUAAUCAUCUUUAUUUUGACGUUAAUUGAUAUGAUAUGAAGUAGGAAUUUAUUUUUAAGUCGUGUUGUGCCAAGCGAUUUUGAAGGAUUAUAAAUUAUUAUAAUUAUAAAAAAUUAUUGUUAAAAAGAGUUGACAAAAUGUUUUGUGUCAUAUUAGUUUAUAAGAAAAAUUUGAAGCGAUUUCCUGCACUUAUCCACCGAAAAUUAACUCACUUCUCUUAAUUUUCUUGAAUUAUUGAAUGUCAGAGUGUGGUUAAUUUUUUUACAGUAGUAUUAUUUUGAACAUAACGAAUCUCUUGCUUUCCUUUGAAGCUUACAUUGAAAUUCAUUCAUAAUUCGCUCUGAGAACGAGUCCUUAUGUUAAGGAUUGCUGUUCAUAUUUUAUUCUGAAAUGAUAAACAACCCUCUCAUUUAUAUUCCUCAAUUUACCAUGUACAGUAACGGUCUCUCAACGAAAUUAGGAAUUAUGAAUUACAACGGUUUUGCGGAAAACGUUUAUUUUGAUGGGAUCAAAAGACAUUUCCUUUUUUAUAAUAACGAACUGAUCAAUGAUUCAAACAGUUUUAACACCGCAGAUGAUGUUGGUAAAAAUAAUUUGAAUUUGUUGUAAUUUCUUGGAAAUUAACUACCUUAAUCAGUUACUUAGCUAAGCAUUUUCCCUUAUAAUACUUGUUACGACUUGUAAACGUCUUAUCAACAAAGUACGGAAGGAGCUCUUUAAAGCUUGCUAAUAAAGUUGAUUAUUCUGCA
Stylophora pistillata is the source of this 3637-nucleotide messenger RNA. RefSeq names its product phosphofurin acidic cluster sorting protein 2. Gene Ontology annotation, biological process: protein localization to plasma membrane. The record is from RefSeq and is a predicted model, not a curated record. NCBI's taxonomy places the organism in Eukaryota, Metazoa, Cnidaria, Anthozoa, Scleractinia, Pocilloporidae.